AUGUUUUCACUGCAACAUCCGGAAACAGAUGAAAGGUUCUUAGACUUGGAAUCAACUGUGGAAGAAGUCAUACAACUCUUGAGUGGCCUAAUGAAACCAACUGAGAGCGAGGUAAAUUGUAAGACUGAAGCCAGACCAACAGCGGAAAGUGUUACAGAGGAUAAUUUUAUGGUAACCAAGCGUGAGAAUCGUCCACCCUAUCCAGCUCGCAUGCGAAUUUGCACACUGAAGAAACUACAGGGAAAAGCUAAAGAAAAUCCAGAUCGGUUCACCUUUAUGCGUCAGGUGGAAGUGGAUCAAGAUGAGCGCUCUAAGGCCCGACUGGAACGGGAACGUAUAGCCCAGAAUUUUCGAAAAUUGGGUAAUGCCGAAUAUCGUAAAGCCAACUACAAUCAGGCCAUUCAUAUGUUUAACGAGGCCAUUGAGAAUAUCAACGAUAGCCCCAUUUUAUAUAUUAAUCGUGCUUUGUGUUACAUCAAGUUGGAAAAAUUCAAACGGGCCAUAGUUGAUUGCGAUUUUGUGUUGAACAAAUUGGAUGAGAAGAAUUUGAGGGCUUGGCUAUAUCGUGCCAUGGCCUAUAAACACUUAAAUGACGAGGCCAGUUUUGAGAACUGUGUGAAAUAUGCUAAGAAAUUUAAUUCGAAACAAUUGGAGUUUAUUGACUCAUUUGUGGAGAAAAUAAAUAAUUAG
Molecule: messenger RNA, 690 nt
Organism: Drosophila willistoni
Lineage: Eukaryota; Metazoa; Arthropoda; Insecta; Diptera; Drosophilidae
Product: tetratricopeptide repeat protein 12
Exons: 4
Coding region: 1-690 (229 amino acids)
Molecular function (GO): protein binding
Source: RefSeq, a predicted model, not a curated record